Messenger RNA from Grosmannia clavigera kw1407, 1341 nucleotides. Its product is annotated as conserved membrane protein. Bases 1 to 1341 code for a protein of 446 amino acids. Lineage: Eukaryota; Fungi; Ascomycota; Sordariomycetes; Ophiostomatales; Ophiostomataceae. The record is from RefSeq and is a predicted model, not a curated record. The transcript has a single exon. Gene Ontology annotation, biological process: protein processing. Gene Ontology annotation, cellular component: endoplasmic reticulum; Dsc E3 ubiquitin ligase complex.
AUGAGCGACUACGGAGCAGAGGACGAUGGCAGUGGCAGGCGACGUGGCGGACGGAUGACGAGCAAGCGAGCGGCGACGUCUUCGCCGGGGGUCGUGGCGCCACUACGGCUGAUGAUACGGUUUCUGUCGGUGCCAGACGUACCGCUGGACAUUGCAGAGCCGCACCGGAUGACGGUAGCGGGGUUGAAGCCGCUGAUCCGGGCGCAGCUGAUGCAUAUGGAGGUGGAAGCGGCCAAGGCGACGCGAGCAGCGAGAGCGGAAGCGGCAGCACGGAGAGAAGAUGGCGACGGAGACAGAAAGGGAAACACAAACGCGAGAGCGGAUGUUUUGCGGGAUGCACAUCGACGACGGCUGCGGCUGAUCUACGGUGGCAAGAUCUUGGCGGACGACGCGAUCCUGAGCCGGGCGCUGCGACCGAUGAUGGUGCCGCCACCACCACGAGCACGAGGAGGGAACGGCGGGUCUGGACGGUCUGGGCGCUCGUCGACGCAGCCAACGUCGGCGGACGCGGCGCCGGUCCGCAUAUACAUCAACUGCAGCAUGGGCGACGUGCAGCCGGACCACGAGCUGAUGGCCGAGGUGAUGGCCGCGACGACGGGGCUGUCGCUCUUUGGUGGUGACGAAGGCGGGACCGCGACGCGGACGACGACGAUGCGGGGCGACGACGGCAGCGAUGCGACGAUGGUGGUGCGGCACGACGGCACGGCAGCGACGGUGAUGGUACCGGGCAGAGGAGAAGGCAGAGAAGGAGGCAUGACGGAAACGGCCACCAGUCGACGGCUCGCCUGGCCAUUGCCGGGAUCGGCCAGGCGGCCGGCCACAGCCACAGCCACAGCCACAGCCACAGCCACAGCCACAGCCACAGCCACUUCCACUUUGGCAGCGCCACACGGCUUCGACCGGCUGCUGGCCACCGGUUUCUCGGCUGCCGAGGUCAACCAGCUGCGGCUGCAGUUCCGCAGCAUCCAGGCGACACGCUUCACGCCCGACGCCAUGCCGUCGCCCGACACGCUCCGGGCCAUGGAGGACCGCUGGCUCGACGAUGGCGGUGGCAGUAGCGGCGGCGGCACCACGACCGCGUCUGGCUACGGGGCGUCGUCUGGCACCGCCGACGUCGACACGGACGGCCCCCUGCCACCCGACGAGGACGCCGGCAUGCCCGGACUGCUCGACGUCAUGGUCCGCGGCAUGCUGGUCGGGUUCGUCUUCCCGCUGGGUGCCGUCGGCUGGCUGGCCCGUGAACACGGACUCUGGACGCGCAAGUGGCAGGUCUUUGUCAGCUUUGGGGUCGCGCUGAGCCUGGUGCUCGGGACGAUCAAGUCCUUGGCGGGCGAGUGGUAG